AUGACCCCAACCAACCCGACGGAAUGGGCCCAGAAGGUCCGCGCCAGGACGCCAUCCCUUCUUGAGCUCGGCAAAGCCGUCCCCAAGCUGGUGUUAAGCUUCGGCGGCUGCGGGUUUCUGGUGACCUAUUCCCUCGGGGUUGCCCUUUACCUCCAACAAGAACGAAAGGCGCUGCUCGCGGAGAGCGUCUUUCUGGGGGCGGGAUCAGGCGUCCUCCCGGCCCUCGCCCUGGCCUGCGGCCCCGCCGCCGUCAACCUUGAGCACCUCCUCCAGUUCAUCCUCGACAACCGCUUCGCCGUGACCGAUGAGGCGAAGCGGCUGGAGGUCAUGACGGCGGGGAUCCACCGCUUUCUCCCGUCGAACGCGCUGGAGCUAGUAGGCGAUCGCCUCGCCCUGACGAUCGGGUUUUCGAAUAGAGACCCGGGCUACCUACGGCAACCCAAGGCCAACAUCCACUUUGGCCACCACAUCGCUCGGUGGGAGGAUUGGGCGGAUUUGGGGCAAAACCUCCUCGCGGCGACCGCGCCCAACACCCAACGCCCGAUGACCUUCCGCGGCGCCUCCAACGUCCUGCGCGGGACGAUGAUGUCGUUGAGCAGUGAGCUCGAUCAGUGCUGCCGGCAUGUCUACAUCCACGGUUAUAUCGGCUUCCGUAGAAACAAAAACCAGGCGCGGCAUAACAUCCUCAUUGGGAGGCAUGGGUUCCUCGGGAAUACCCACUUCUCCUUUCCAAAACAGGCCUUGUUGGCCUUUAUGCCAGUUUUGGGCGGGGAGGAUCGGAAGGAGGAACUUCAGCUGGCGUACGACGCGGGAUACCACGACGCCCGCCGAUAUGAGCGAUGGGAGGAGGAUCCGUACUUUUUUGCGAAGGCCGACCGCUCACCGUGUGACGACUUUAACUUUCGUACCCUUCGGGCCGGUUUCUUCGGUGGAAAGAGGGCUGCCGAGAAGUGGGAAUUGUGA
Messenger RNA from Phytomonas sp. Hart1, 963 nucleotides. NCBI's taxonomy places the organism in Eukaryota, Euglenozoa, Kinetoplastea, Trypanosomatida, Trypanosomatidae. The record is from the annotation of a GenBank genome assembly.